AUGAAUCUUCCACUUUCGACGGCUGAAGUGGACUUCGAGGUUCAGUAUCUGAUCAUGCAGGCGUUUUCAAAAGCAUGUUCAACUAUUGCAACACUAAGUACUGAUAUGGAUUCGUGGGGUCUCGCGCAAAGCCUGUGUCGAGAUCUGGAUAGGAUCCGCGACGAUCACCAACACUGUUGGACAAGGGAAAUGGAGACCACUGUCCUCGGCUCCCAACUUUGCUUAUACAUGCUCCAACUUGAACACGAAUCGAAGAAAUCACCCAACAUAGCCAACCGGAGAAAAUUUCUCGAAAUCGCUUACUUGACAUCUGGGAAACUUGUCCAUGUCUUCAUAGAACGGGCGAACCCUGUCUCUGGCGUUGACCUGGAAGAGGAGAUUAAGCCUUGCCCACUCAGAUAUGGUCCCAAGAUCGAGUACUCGAUACUACUACUGACCUUGGCGUUUCUUAUCAAGUUAAAGUACGAUUACGCGAAUGAGAUCGGCCUCGAAAAAGAUGAGGUAUCAAACCGCGUGGAGCAGAUAUGUGCUGUGCUAUCGCAAUGGUCCUUGGCUGAAGAUGACGAGCCAUCAUUAGCUAUCAAGGUCGUCGAUGACUUUGCGCGAGCAGAAAAACAGAAUUCUCUCAAAAUCAUUCAAUCUGAAUACGACGGUCGUGCAGGUUCUUCGCUUCUGGAGGAUCUCAUCCGUACAUGUUUAGAAAUAAGAAGCAAAGAAGCUUUAGCAAGGAAGAAUGAGGCGACGCAUCACUCUACCAUGCAGAACUUUCCUUCGACGGAUAUGACACAAAUGACUCCCGUAAGCGACUUGUCUCCGGUGGCUUUUGAGGAUUUACAAGAUCCGCUGCUUGGUUGGGAUAUGCCGUGGGGUUUGGAUUUUGGAAGUACAGAGCCGUUUGGAUAUCAAAUAAUGGAAUGA
Glarea lozoyensis ATCC 20868 is the source of this 918-nucleotide messenger RNA. RefSeq lists its product as uncharacterized. The transcript has a single exon. The record is from RefSeq and is a predicted model, not a curated record. Bases 1 to 918 code for a protein of 305 amino acids. NCBI's taxonomy places the organism in Eukaryota, Fungi, Ascomycota, Leotiomycetes, Helotiales, Helotiaceae.